AUGGGACAGCCCAGUAACGACACUGAAAGCCAGCAGCCGCAGCAGGAGCUGUAUUACUUUGCGUAUGGUCCUGUGGUGAACGACUUGGUGCGGAAGAGACGAGGAAUCCAUGUGGACGAGAUCCGCUCUGCGUUCCUUGUUGACUACCGGUUAACGUUUGCCAUAGGCGGCAUGGCGAACAUUGUUCCUAGAAGAGGGUACGAAGUGCAUGGUCUCUUGAUGAAGCUGACAUCUCAGGAAGAUUGGGAAGCUCUGAUCAAAUUCGACGCGGGAAGCACCCCGUCCUACCAUCGCGUGAUUCCUUAUCGCUACGACGACAACACGGAACGACGAGAAGGAGAUCCUCGCACCGAGAGUGACCCCGUGAAUGCCCGUUUUGUGGAGUUCUCAGACAAGGUAGAAGACGAAUUCUUGGAUUCUCCCAUUGAGACAUUACCCCAAUGUCGCUAUCUCGAGUUGAUUGCUCAGGGAAUGAAUCAAUAUGGCGUCGAUGAGGAUUACAUUGAUGCCGAGAUAAUGGCGACUCCCUUCGUACCAAAAUGCCCGCCAGAGGAAUACCAGCAAGUUCCUCUCGAUUUCAAACUGCUAGCGCCGCCUUCCAAAAAAAUCAUGGCCCGACACUCGACAACCAGUGCUCCCACGCUUCCCAAAAUAUCAUUUUGCAAGUAUCAAAAACUAUGCCAAAAACAACCUGCUACGGGGGGAGACACAUACUUUAUUGUCGAUGAAUGCAUAUACCGAAUUCAUCAAGUAGAUAUUGCCAAAGUACCUGCCGCCAAAUGGUUCCACAUCAAUGGACAUGGAAAACCAGACUGUUCCUUGCUGCUACACAAACUCAUUGUCGACCCGGACAUACCCCUUUGUGAUCACAUCUAUGAAAUGACACCCCUUCAUUUCGCAUGGGUCGAAAAUAGAAUCGUUGAACAAGUCAUUCAAAAAUAUCAAUGUCAAGUCACAAAAGUCGCCAUGUUGAAGGAGGAAGACGACAAACAGGAACAUCCGCAUGGAAGAUUGAGAUCCGUCGUCGCCAGAACCUCCAAACGAUUCUCACUCACCAAACGACGAGGCAGUACCAAUCCAGGAGCUUAA
Molecule: messenger RNA, 1089 nt
Organism: Seminavis robusta
Lineage: Eukaryota; Bacillariophyta; Bacillariophyceae; Naviculales; Naviculaceae
Source: the annotation of a GenBank genome assembly